GUCCAACCACUCUCAACAAACAUGGAGUAGAAUAAUAACAGCUUACCAGACUGGACGGGAAUAACCUGUUUAUGAAUUAAAACUUCUACUGUUUAAAAAGAGUUGAUAAAUGUUAAGAAAAUGGCUAACGAUCUUACCAACUCAAUUAUGAGGACAGUUUCUUUUGUUGAAAGAAUUGAAUUUGAGUUUCCUGGUAACAUUAUGACUCAAGCCAUGGUACUAGCAGAUGUUGAUAAUGAUAUGUCGAAUGAACUUGUGGUCGGAAAUAUUGAAGGUGAUAUUGCAAUCUUUAAGGGUGAUUCACCCACACCUUGGAAGAAAACUACAAUAUGUGGCAUGCUGACCUGCUUAGCCGUAGGUGAAGUUCAUUUACCAAAAAAGAAUAGUCUUGUUUGUAUGACCGCUGAAGGCUGGUGUUGCAUAUAUGAUAUCAAGUCCAAAAAUUCUGCUCAGAGUAUGACUAACACAGAGGAAGAAGGAGAAGGGCGUAUGAGCAAACCUUUCUUCACACAAGAGCUUCCCGCUAAUGCAAAAGUGAUGUGCCUAGCUGAUAUUGAUUCUGAUGGAUGUGUUGAGAUGGUUAUUGGGUACUCUGACAGAGUAGUGCGUGCAUUCAGAUGGCAAGAGACACACGAAUCAGACAGUGGCCAGUUUGUUCUGAUACAAAGAUGGCAGCUGGCAGGACAGAUUGGGAGCAUCACUAUAAACUACAACAAGGAACACCAGCCUGAAGUAAUGGUGUCCCAGCCAGGGGCAGCACUGGUUUCCCUGCAGCUGAAGACGCCAUUCAGACACAUCAAAUCUGACAGCUGCCUGGACAGGAUGGCCUGCAACAAGCAGGACCACAUGCCUGAGAGGAGCGGCAGCUUCAUCACAACAGUCAAAUCAGACUCGUCCGGCGCAAACUGUGGUCACAAUCCUGACGCUCAUAUGAGCAAAUCUGACACUCUGUACAACCAGUCAGCUGAUUUGUCUUCAAACAAAUGCUCAAACCAUCAGUCUUCAGACAAAUACUCCAGUUUAUUUCUCAAUAAGCUUGACUCAAAAACUCCUAAACAAGGGAAUAAGCAGGAUGCUGGUAAUAAAAGUUUAAAAUCAGAAAAUUCACCAGAACAAAAGGAUGAUAAACAGAUCCCAGGAUCCCCUACAACUAUUGGCAGCAACAGUCCCUUGGAGUCUUUAGAAUAUUCUGGGAACAAAUUAAGCUUGCAGCUCAACCAUGAUACCUAUUGUGAUGAGGAGAUGUUCAACACCAGUUUCAUAUACCAUCCUUUGGCUCACAAGCAGACCAGAAAUAAAGACACAAGUACUGUGAUUGUAGGUGGUAUCAACAGGGAAAGGUCAGCCCAUUCAACAAGUGAUGCUGAGUCACAGCUUGGAUCUACCUACUAUGCUCUUGCUACUCUUGAUGGUUCACUUAUUUUGGUAGAGAAUGAUUCCAUUCUUUGGUCUUUACAAGUUGAUCACUACUUGUUUGCAUUAGCAAAACUAGAUGUUACGGGCAAUGGGCAAGAAGAAGUUGUAUGCUGCUCAUGGAGUGGCCAGACAUACAUUGCCAACCACAGCAAAGAGAUUGUUCGCUAUCAGUUCCCUGACAGUGUUGCUGCAUUCUGUGCUGGCUAUUUUUCCUUACAAGAAGGUUCCAAUGCUCCAUGCUUUGUGUAUGCAACAUUCAACAAUAAAAUUUAUAUUUAUCCUAAUAUUAAACUUCCUCGAGUGGAAUCAACCAACUUGCUACAAGUUAUGAGCAGGAAAAAGGAGACCCAUGAAUUAUUAGAGAAACUCAAUAUUGACCCUGAUAAUGUGGAUUCAGUCCGUAAACUUUAUCAUUGGUGCCUCUAUGGACAACAUGGAAAAUCACAAAUGGUCAUGAAGAGUUAACAUUUGUCUCUCUUAAAAAGAUAACAGAAAAAGACAACAAUUAUUUACUUAACUACUAACAAGCCAUGUUAAAUGAUUCUCAGACAGUUGAAGUGUUUUAUUGACUCCUAGAGACAGAGCUUUGUUUUUUAUUCUGUUUUGUAGACUGUCCUAGAAGCUAUAAAAGUGCAAUUUAUGUUAAUAAAUCAUGCUAAUACUGAUAAUAUUUAAACUGUAUGAAAUAGUUAUGAACUUAUCUUGUGUAUUGGAUACAUACUUGCAAUGAUAGAUUGUUAUCAAGUGUUAUUUACAGCAUUCAUCUUAAGAUCUUGUCAAUCUUAUAUUUUGUCCUUUGCUUUAAUUUUUCAUGUUAUUUUGCAAAUAAUUUUUUUGUUCAUGUUAUGAGAGGGUAAGUGUUUAAUCAAAACAUUUGCCAUUGUUUUUUAAUGUAUUUAUACAAUUAUAUACAUAA
Molecule: messenger RNA, 2332 nt
Organism: Physella acuta
Lineage: Eukaryota; Metazoa; Mollusca; Gastropoda; Physidae
Product: KICSTOR complex protein ITFG2
Biological process (GO): regulation of TOR signaling
Cellular component (GO): KICSTOR complex
Molecular function (GO): protein binding
Source: RefSeq, a predicted model, not a curated record